AUGCCUCUAAGAAACAAGUCUACAACUUCCUUGUCUUCGACUGGUAUUGAUUUCCUGACCGAAUCUGUUCAUCACAACGUGCGAAACAUGUUUGUGCAGAACCUCAACUCACAGAUGGCCUUUGUAGUUGACAGAAUGUCACUCAAAAACGCAUCUGCCAGUCUGGUCACCUUUUGUGGAAAAGCUACCGCCUAUGCUUUCUUCUUCUGUCCAGGGAUUGCUGAAGUGCUUGUGCGCUUGUGGGACGCACCAACAGAGGUCAUGCGCAGAGUUCUUUCUGAAAGCGGCAUAAGCAGAUUUGACAAUCUUGCCGACACUGCUGCGAGGAUCAACUCAGCUUUCCCUCCUUCAAUGCAGUCUUUGGGCUUUGUCUCGUUGGGUAAGAUGCUCAAACACCUCAGAACUCAAACGCCUUUGCCACUUGGAACAGCAAACAUUCAAUGGUAUGGAUAUUGGCUUGAACGCUGGUCAGGUCGUGAGAGCGAUCUCUUCUUUGCUUUUGUCAAGCACUUCCAUAUUCUAGUCGCCGACUACCUGCCAUCGGAUGCUACCAAGAAAGAGAGGAUCUGCGUUCCAGGUCUACUCUUUGUACACUCCCAAAUCUUGGUCAAUCUUGAUUCAACUAUUCACCGUGAUGCUGGUCAAUUGCACGGUGAUCCAUCAAACAACAUUUCUCCUACUUUCGACGACGUCCUGGUUGAUCCAGACGCAGUCGCAUCAACUUUGCCCUUACCACCUACUAAUGCUAUCCGAAUCAUGGCGGAAAAUCGCCUAAUAAUGCUAAUUCGAGACUUUCUAUCAGAGAGAGCCUCGGAGCAUCCUNUUGCUCGACAACUCUUUGCAGAAUCCUUUGCAUCUUUGCUGCAAGCAGGUGCACGUGGCAUAUCUGUUUACAACCAUCUUGCUUGCUACACCCUUUGCGAUUUCCUGGAAGAAGCGUUUGCAAUCAUCGUCCGAUAUGAGCAGAUGCAUCCCUCGCAGUCAUGCCUCAUUGACACGGAUUUCUGGAUAGAUGUGUGCAAGAGGAUGGUGUUUAGCCAAAACACCAUGACCGAGAUCAGACUCUUCGCCUUCCUUUACACCAUCUGGAGCACAGUCAAUAGCAGUCCCGACCGUAAAACCAAGAUUUGCAUCGAUCUCCUACUCGAUCAAGAAGUCUUUGACAAAACCUUCAACCACUGGUGUCCUAUGGUCCGCGCUUACUACAUGCGACUGCUUUGCUGGCGUGUUGGUCGCUACGAUGGAGAGGAGUCUUCAGGAGAUAAGUACGUCAACCGACAUUGUACCUACAUUGGACAAUUUGCUGAUUCACACUGUUCUAGAUUAAUCUUCGAGACACUGCUGCAGCGUCUACAGGUGGCCUGGUCACACUUCUUGUGGCAAAGACAACAAGCCGCUCAAGGGAAAAUGUUACCCCCUUCAACAACUCCUUGCAAUCCUGCUCCUAGCAGACGUUUGUUGAUCAUUCGUACUGAUACUCAGGUUGCACCGGGCGGUUCUUUCUUGGCUUUCGAUGGAAUUGUACCACCUCAUCCAUCAGCCCCAAUCGGAGCGCCCAGCCAGGCAUGGAAAAGAGACUCUGUCAUCUCCCAAGCAGCUUCACUGGAUAUCCGACCCACUUCGUCGGCAUCUUCUUCUGACUAUGGCAUGGAAGUCGAGCGUCCCGAGAGUGGACUACGUGGCUUCCUGCGCAAUAUCAUUGGGGGCAAGAGCCGGUCGAAGACGAUAUCUGUCUCGACAGUCAAGACUUCUUCUUCGUCCGCUUCCUUACCACCUGUUCCAGAAACGACGGCUCCCGGUAGCAAGUUGACCCGUUCAGCAACGACCGCUACUCAAGCGCCUCGAGCGCGUGCUUCUGCUAUGAAGCAGUCGCCCCAAACGACACCUCAUGUAGNNAGUCGAGGUCCGUCGCCCAUCAGGCACCGGAACUUUUGUUUCAAGUUCUCCCUUGAGAUGCAUCCCAAAGCACACCACCCUACCGCCAUGCGCCUAGCGCCACCUCGACUCCNNCCUUUGGCAGCGCACCUCUAUCUCCAACAGGACAACGACGAGGAGAGUGUCAUCCAAGCUGCCGAACCUGUCGGUGAGGCUAAAGCUCAGUCAACAUACUCUGGUCGAGCUCUGGCUGAGUGGAUGUGCAUCCUCAUGGAGUGCCAGGGCUUCUUCGAGCGCAGAAAGGGUGAGGGAGUUCCUGCCAACAAGCACGUCGAGACACCAACACUUGGCGUUGAAGUCUUUGGCAAGAGCAGAUAA
This is a messenger RNA of Aureobasidium musti, 2253 nucleotides long. The record is from the annotation of a GenBank genome assembly. NCBI's taxonomy places the organism in Eukaryota, Fungi, Ascomycota, Dothideomycetes, Dothideales, Saccotheciaceae.